AUGUCAUUAUCCAACAAAGAAGUCGGUUCCCUUAUUGUAGAUUUUUUAUCUACUGUUAUCAAAAACAAGGAAAUUUCCGAAGAUAGCGCUGAUUCUUUAAAUGUCGCCAUUGAUUGUAUCACAGAAUCUUUUGAAUUUGAAAGAGAUACUGUUGCACAAACCCUUCAAGAUAAAUUCAGCGGUAAGACUUUGAAGGAAAUACUUUCCAGUGCAUCUGCCACUUCAACCGGUUCCGAAAAGGAGGAAUCUGUUAAGGUUAAUAUCCCAGUAGAGGAUGCUGAGAUCAAAGCCACUGCUGAAUCUUUCAAGCUAGAAGGAAAUAAAGCUAUGGCUGCUAAGGAUUAUAGACUGGCCAUUGAAAAAUACAGCGAAGCUAUUAAGACUUUACCAACUAAUGUCAUCUAUUAUGCAAACAGAGCUGCCGCCUAUUCUUCAGUUAAGGAAUAUGAUAAUGCCAUUAAGGAUGCUGAAAAGGCUAUUGAAAUUGAUCCAGCUUAUUCCAAGGGUUACUCUAGAUUGGCAUUUGCUAAAUACGCCUUAAAUAAGCCCGAAGAAGCUUUAGAAUACUAUAAGAAGGUCUUGGAUAUGGAAGGUGACAAGGCUACACCAGCAAUGAAAAGAGAUUUUGAAAUGGCCAAGAAUAGAGUCGAAUCCUCCAUGAAUUUGGAAAAAUCAUCAACAACCACUCCAGAACCUUCAAGAUCUGCUGGCCAACAACCUGCUAAUCCCUUUGCUGGAUCAGGUAUGCCAGAUAUGUCUUCAUUGUUUGGUAAUGGAGGCGGUAUGGGUGGUCUUUCCAGCUUCUUGAAUAACCCUCAAGUUAUGCAAGCUGCCCAGCAAAUGAUGUCCGAUCCAAAUUCUAUGCAAAAGAUGCAAGAAAUGAUGCAAAAUCCAAACCUUAGAGAAAUGGCCCAAAAUUUAGCCUCUGGUGAUGCUAAUCUAGACGAUUUAAUGAAUAAUCCAUCUGUUAAGGAUAUGGCCAAUAAUCUAUUUGGUCCAAAUGGUGCUCCAAAAUAA
Molecule: messenger RNA, 1017 nt
Organism: Naumovozyma castellii
Lineage: Eukaryota; Fungi; Ascomycota; Saccharomycetes; Saccharomycetales; Saccharomycetaceae
Gene: SGT2
Product: Sgt2p
Exons: 1
Coding region: 1-1017 (338 amino acids)
Source: RefSeq, a predicted model, not a curated record